UCGCUAGCAGUCUCUCUGCUCUGCUGGAGUUGGGUCCCUCUUAGCGACAUCUUUCCGUCCCUUUAAGGAAAUGACCAUCCUAAGGAAAGGCCAAGUGUAUCUAGCAGUAUCCAGAAGUGGAGCUCUGGGAUUAUUGGCAGAGCAAGCGAUCUCUGCUGGGGACCUGUUUGUGCGGCUCUCCAGGAGGCAAGGCUGGCUCAGCAAGGACUUCUAGCAGCCUCCUCACACCGCACGGGUGAGCGGAUCUAGUCUCCCUUUUGGGGAUUGAAAAAAAAAGUGACGCACGCGAAGUAAAAAACUCUCCAGCGUCAUGGGAUUGGGUAGAACCUUCAGACUCUGUGCUUGAUUCUCCAUGCAGGAAGUUCACCCGGUGGCUCAGGUCAAGGAAGGUGCCAGCUGAUGGCAGUGAACCGGCCAAGAAAAAUUAUCCUCAGAUACAGGGUCCAACCCGAAACCAGUUUGUGGAGGCCAGAGACUUCAGCCCCUUCAGGGGACACGCAGAGGCCUGUAGAGGGAGAGUGAGUUUCUUGGUUUGUUUUGUUCAAAGUCACACAGUAAGUAACGGAUGAGGCUGGGACCAGAUCCCAUCUCUCUUAAAACCAAUAGGUCUGUGGCACUAGCCGAGGGUAAGACCUUCUGGGAGAAUCAGAACUGAGCAUGAAAACAAAGCCAGGCCAGAGGUGGGGAACUGAAGAGAUCCCCUCCUCGCAAGAUGUGGUAACUGGUUCCUCAGGUUCCCCGGGGUCUCAGGCUUAGAGUUUUCUCAUCUCAAUGACUUCUCCUUUGCUUAGCUACCUCUGAGCUUCUGAGGCUGAACCAGUCACUGAAGCCGGGGCUAUCUGUUCAUAAGGAAGACGAGGCAGGCACUUUGAGUCAAGAAAGAACUACAAAGAAGAGGAAGUGGACAGGUCCCUACUCCGGUGUGGUCUACGCUCCCAUAGGACUUGUCCACAACCUCCUUUUUUCAGUCCCCCCCUCAUCAGAGACCGUGCAUGUCCGUUCUCAGCUCCCAUCAUUUCUAGAAGAUUCUUGCCAGAGCUUCUUCGACUAAGCAUUUAAUAAUCCCCUGGCAUCCCUUUCCCAGAUAGUGAUGACAGUUCCGACCUCCCCUGGAGUAUGUGAAGGGAGCCGACUUUCCACAGCAUCCUCGGUAUACAGACGUAUGAUGCAGAAAAACUGCCAGGAAGCAAGCUGUCCAUUCUUCAAUACACAGCUGCGUGGGUAAAAUGGAUAAAAGCUACGCAGGAAGUUGGACGUGGUCAGCAAGUUCGGGACAAAAAGCCAGUUAGUGGGGUCCUUUCUCACCCAAGCCUGCCACUCUACACCCCAAGUCUUCCCGCUACCGUGAUGCACCACCACCCAGGACACGUGACUUCCGGUCUUGAGUUGGCCACUUGCCAGCUUUGGGAUAGCAGAUAAAGAAGCUGACGUCUGGAGAUGCUUCAAGGCCACACAGCAACUUAGAUAUAUGCCUAGGGUCUGACUUCAGCAAUUGAGAGUCACGUACAAAUUAGUAAAGAAUUAAAAUAAUAAAAAAGUACAUUAAACUACAGUCAAAUUGAAGAAAAAGCAAAAUUCAGACGGAUGCACAUUCUUACACCCCAAACCUCCAAACCUUCAGAACUUCCUGCCUAUGAAUCGAGAGGGGGAGUGAGAGGGUGUCUUGCUGGCAGGUGCUGUCUCAAAGGCCCACAGUCCUCCACUUCCUGGGGUGUCAGCCACAGAACAAAGCCAGCAGAGACUCCAUCAGCGCCUCCUUUUCUCCUCAUCCUCCCAGGCAUAGCUGCCUCUGCCUCUGCCUCUGGGUACCAUCCCAGGGAAGCAGAAGAUGAAGUGGAAAGUGUCUGUUCUCGCCUGCAUCCUCCACGUGCGGUUCCCAGGAGCAGAGGCACAGAGCUUUGGUCUGCUGGAUCCCAAACUCUGCUACUUGCUAGAUGGAAUCCUCUUCAUCUACGGAGUCAUCAUCACAGCCCUGUACCUGAGAGCAAAAUUCAGCAGGAGUGCAGAGACUGCUGCCAACCUGCAGGACCCCAACCAGCUCUACAAUGAGCUCAAUCUAGGGCGAAGAGAGGAAUAUGACGUCUUGGAGAAGAAGCGGGCUCGGGAUCCAGAGAUGGGAGGCAAACAGCAGAGGAGGAGGAACCCCCAGGAAGGCGUAUACAAUGCACUGCAGAAAGACAAGAUGGCAGAAGCCUACAGUGAGAUCGGCACAAAAGGCGAGAGGCGGAGAGGCAAGGGGCACGAUGGCCUUUACCAGGGUCUCAGCACUGCCACCAAGGACACCUAUGAUGCCCUGCAUAUGCAGACCCUGGCCCCUCGCUAACAGCCAGGGCAUUUCUCCCUCACGGGCUUCACCUGCUGAUGUCACUUGUGAAGGACAGAGGACAAAGCCCCCCUCAGUUUAUUCAUUUCCCAGCCACCAUUUCAUGACGAGGAUGGUUCUCUCACUUGCCACAUUUGUCUUCUUCAGUUCCAGAGCACUGAACACAGAACGUCAUCCCUGGACUCUCUAAAGGGAGAGCCACCCUUGCUCUUCCACCCCAGCCCUGCUCUUGGGUCUUCUGGCAGGCUCCUCUCCUUGCAGAGCCCAGCCCUAGCUAGGAGUUGGGGGUGGAGGGUGGGGCACUAACACACUCCCUCCUGCAGCUAGCUGAGUUCAGUUUGCUUUGUAAAGUCCCCAGAGAAGCCCUAGGUACUGUGUGUAUUGUUCUAUGGGUAUUGACUCGCUCCGCUCCUGCUGUAAAUUUGGCUUCUGUUGUCACACUUUGCAGUGUUGAGGUAACAUGUAAUUAGGCCACAUUGUGAAAGGCAGAGAGGCAGGUACAAGGGAGUCCAGGUAAAUGCCAGCCAGAGGUGGCUCAAAGAAGGGAAGCAACACACAAGGAAGGUUCCUAGCCACAGGGGAACAGUAACAAGGGGCCUCUUUCCAUCAAGAGUACUUUCCACAUCUCCCAGCCUUUGUGCCAGGCACUCCAGGAACGGUAAGAUGUCUUACCUUCAUGAAGACCAUGCUUUUAAGAGUGCAAAUAACUUGUGUACAAACUGACACAGAAAAUAGGAUGGGCCAUUACCGCCAACGACAAGGGAGCAAGAGAAAAGGGAGCAAGUCCUGCCUUCUUCCAGGAACUCGGUUCAUCCCUGUCAGGUGGCAGGAAGACCCAGACCACCCAGGUCUGCAACGUUCCCAGUGACAAUCAGUGGCCGGCAAGGUCAUUGUGUCAUUAAAGUGCCUGUACCCAUGGAUGGGGAACCCUCUGAUCGCCUGGGUUUUUUAAUUUAUACCAGCUUGCUAUUUUGCAUAAUAAACACUUUGCUAAAAAUGA
Mus musculus (house mouse) is the source of this 3323-nucleotide messenger RNA. RefSeq names its product CD247 antigen (gene Cd247). Gene Ontology annotation, cellular component: plasma membrane; membrane; plasma membrane protein complex. The transcript has 9 exons. Gene Ontology annotation, biological process: cell surface receptor signaling pathway; regulation of immune response. Gene Ontology annotation, molecular function: transmembrane signaling receptor activity. The coding region runs from base 1829 to 2323 and encodes 164 amino acids. The record is from RefSeq and is a predicted model, not a curated record. Lineage: Eukaryota; Metazoa; Chordata; Mammalia; Rodentia; Muridae.